AUGGACUCUGGAAAGCAGCAACUUCAACGUUGGCUGAAUCAUCAAGUUCUUAUUGAAGUUUCUGAUCGCCGGAAAUUUUAUGGAUGCUUUUUAUGCACAGAUCAUGAGGGAACCGCCAUCUUGUCCAACACAACGGAGGAUUCCAAUGGCCUAACUCGAGCAUUGGGUCUUGUUGUGAUCCCCGGAAAACACAUCAAGUCUUUUUCUCUGCAUGUUUAG
Schizosaccharomyces osmophilus is the source of this 219-nucleotide messenger RNA. It is a transcript of the gene naa38, whose product is annotated as NatC N-acetyltransferase non-catalytic Sm-like domain subunit Naa38. The coding region runs from base 1 to 219 and encodes 72 amino acids. NCBI's taxonomy places the organism in Eukaryota, Fungi, Ascomycota, Schizosaccharomycetes, Schizosaccharomycetales, Schizosaccharomycetaceae. Gene Ontology annotation, cellular component: NatC complex. The transcript is spliced from 2 exons. The record is from RefSeq and is a predicted model, not a curated record.